This is a messenger RNA of Acanthosepion pharaonis, 519 nucleotides long. The record is from the annotation of a GenBank genome assembly. NCBI's taxonomy places the organism in Eukaryota, Metazoa, Mollusca, Cephalopoda, Sepiida, Sepiidae.
AUGACACUAUCUAUCUAUCUAUCUAUCUAUCUAUCUAUCUAUCUAUCUAUUAUGGUCAAGUCAGUCGGUACUUUUUUCUCCUUUUCUUUUAAACUCCUUCCUUUCAGUAUUCAUCCUUCGCACCAUCUUUCUUUUUAUCUUUUUUUUUCAUUUCGUUUUAUUUCUUUAAUCUUUCUUUCUUUUGAUUUAUUUAUUAAAUGCUACUUUCAUUCUUUUUAUUUAUCUUGUCUUUAUUUUUAUUUUUUUCUUUCAUUUAUUUUUAUUUAUUUAUUCUUUUUUAAAUUUAUUUUUAUUUAUUUCUUUUUAUUCAUUGUGUCUUUCUUCAUUUCUUUUUAUUUAUUUAUCUUUCUUUAUUUCUUUUUUAUUCAUUUAUUCUUUCUUUCUGUUUAUUUACUUUUCUUUACUUCUUUUUCUUUACUUAAACUUUCUUUCUUCCUCUCUUCCACUUUCGUUUCGUUUCUUGCACAUUCUUUCUUCAUCGAAUUUCACUUUUUUAUUUUCCUUAAUAUUUUGUUUUAA